Molecule: messenger RNA, 4361 nt
Organism: Coregonus sp. 'balchen'
Lineage: Eukaryota; Metazoa; Chordata; Actinopteri; Salmoniformes; Salmonidae
Source: the annotation of a GenBank genome assembly
AUGCAGGGUGUAUGGGCUGAGGCACAUGAGGCGAAGGACUGUGACGAGUCGAAGAAGUGCCACGGGUGUGGAUCGUCAGCACACCUGUGGAGGGAGUGUACGGCUUGUCACAAGUCGUAUGCAGUUGCAGCUGGUGGGGGAGCAGGGGCAGGAGCGGGGGAUGGAGGAGGAAGAGGAGGAGGAGUUCCAGACCCAAGCGCAGGGCCAGAGGCAAUACCAUCGACGACGGAGGAGGAGCCGAGAACAGCAGCGGGAGGAGAGGGGGACGGGCAGGAGACUGCCGUAGCAGUUCUGGAAGGAGAGGUGGUGCCGGAGACUGAGAUGGACGGGAGUGUGGGAGAGGAGGUGCCGGAGAUGGAGGCGGCGGAAGGAGAGGAGGUCGGGGAGGAGCCAGCCACAGCCCUGGGAGGAGAGGAGAAGCGGGGAGAGGGGGGGCCGGAGUGGGGGGAAAGUGAGAUGUCAAGUGCCCAGGGGGAUGAGGUGAGGGAAAUGAUGGAGGAGCUGGUGAUCAAGGGGGGCUGGGUCUCCCCACUGCCGGCGUCUCCAAAGAAGAGAGGGAAGAGGAGGGGGAGAUCCUCGGACAGGAAGAGGGAAAUGGGUGGUGGGGGAGAGGGGUGGGGCCAAGCGUGUCAUGGGGGAGAAGGGUGCUGUGGGGGAAGAAUCUCCUGUGUCCUCGCUGCCCCCCCCCAACGCACAGGGGGAGGAGGGCUCAGGAUCCCCUGCACUGUUCCCAAACCUGUUUUGAGAUUGGGGUUUUGGAGGUGGAUGGUGGUGAGCCAAGGAUGCAGGGAACCCAGGAGCCAAACACCAUUCCUGCAUCCUGGGUUGGAGAGAUGGAGGGGAGUGGGGGGGCAUCUGGGGUGGAGUCGGAGUCCCUACAGGAGGACAUGGAGCAGGGGAGCAUCAGGUGAGCCUCCUGUUUUGUUUUGUUUUUUGGGGUUUAGUAGGUUGUAAUUUGUGAAAUGUAUUAUGGCAGGGAUUAUUUUUGUUACUUUAAAUGUGAGGGGAAUAAGGGAGGAUGUUAAAAGAAGGGCAGUUUUGGGGUAUUUAGAGGGGGUGGGUUUUGAUGUUUGUUUUCUACAGGAGGUUCACCUAAGGGAUAGUGGGGAUGUAAUAAGGUUUAAGAGGGAGUGGGACAUAGGAGUAUAGGAUUUGUUUGGGGUAUAGGAGGGGUGCACUCAUCAGGGGUAGGGUUUUUGUUUGGGAAUAGGGAGGUGAAGGUGGAGGGCACUUUGGUAGGUAUGCAGGGGAGGGUUUUGGGGGUGGAUGUCACAGUAAGGGAUGAUAGAUAUAGGAUAUGACUAGGUCCCUUGCCAUCAUUGGGGAAUUCACCCGAGCGUCGGGAGCGGUUCUCAAUCACGCUAAGUCUUCCGUUAAGUUUUUUGGAAGAUGGCGUGGGAGGACGGAUGUGCCUGGGGGGAUAUCUCUCUGUAUCGGGGCCCUGAGAUUCUCAGGGUCUUGUUUGAGACCUCCGGCUCAGCGACGCUGAACUGGAACAGGAGCAUCGCAGUGGUACAGAGGAAGCUGGGGAUGUGGAGGGAUAGGUCGUUGUCCUUUAUAGGCAAGGUCCUGGUCCUCAAGGUGGAUGUGUUGCCGUCUCUUUUGUAUAUGGCGUAUGUCUACCCAUUGCCAGUUAGUCUGAGGAGGCCUCUAGUGAGGCUAGUGUUUCAGUUCAUGUGGGGUGGCAGGCUCGAGCGUGUCGCGAGGGUUCGCAUGCUCUGUCCCAUCGGGGAGGGAGUUAGGGGGGUACCACAUUUCCCCCUCAAGCUGGACUCGAUUUUUGUUUCUUAUUUGUUGACUGAGCUGGCUUAUCCGGUAAUACAUCCGUCUGGUUACUUCCUGCGGGUGUUUUUCUCUUACCAGGCAAGAAGCGUAAUGGUGUGGACUAACACGGGUCCUCGGGCGGAACAGCUGCCGUGGCACUUUGGCUAUGCGGCCAAGUGGCUGCGUGGUCACCUCGAGGUUGAAGUUGCCCGAGUAGGUUUAGAUCACAGGCACCUGUACGAAGAGGUGAGACGGGGAGGGUGUCCCGGGCCAGUAUUGGGUAUCCCGGCUGUGGUUUGGGAAGGAGUGCAGGUGCGAGGUCUGGAUAACAGGCUCAAGGACCUGAAUUGGUUGAGCCUCCAUAAGGGCUUGCCCGUACGUUCCAUCUUGUACGGGCGUUGCAUGACUCGAUCCCCCACUUGCCCAAGGCCAACUUGUGGCGGGGAGGAGACAUUGCGCCAUGUUUUUUGGGGCUGUGCUUUCGCCGGGGUGGUAUGGGCUAGGGCACAGGUGUUGAUAGGCAGGGUGGGGGGGGGGGUUAUGUUGUGACGUGGGCUAGGGUAGAGAGAGGUGUAGGGAAAGUGAGGGGGACGGUUAGGGACAGGUUUCUGCUCUGGCUUCUCAUAAGCCUCUUUAAAUGGGGGUUGUGGAAGCUAGGCAGAAAAUGGAAAGGACAGGGAGAGAAGGGGGUGUGGAGGGGAUAGUGAAUAGGAUGGAGCAGAAUUUGAGGGGGAGAAUGAAGAGAGAGGAGAGGAAGUGGGGGCAGCAUGCUGCUCGGGAGAGGUGGAAGGGGGGUUUAGGGUUAGGGUUAGUGUAGAGGGGUAGGGAUUUAGGAUUUGUGUGUGUGUUUUUAGCUGGGUAUAAAGGGGGAGGGAAGGUGCUCCCCUGGGGUGUAAUUUCUGUUAUUGUUCGGUUUUGUGGGUGUUUGAUAUAUAUUGUGGUGGGUAGUUUUGUAUUGUUAUUUUUAGUGAUGUUGGGGUUGGGAAUUAAUGGUGUGUGUAAUGUGUAUGAUGAUGUAUGGUGUGGAUUUUUGAAUAAAAACGAUUAAUCACUAAUCAGUGUCUAAUCGCGGGACGUAUGGACAGGUACGUGAAAAGUGUUCUCCCUGUUUAUUUAUUAUUUCAGUCAUAGUUAGUAUUUCGUAUUUUUGGCUGUCUGCCUGUUUUUUGGAGACUUAUUUGCUCCUCCUUUCUUUUUCGUGUAAAGUCCGUUAUUUUGUAUCCUGGCUUCGGGACCAUCAGUAAAGAUCCUUGUUUCACCAUCUCUGCCUACUGCCUACUGUCUAACCUGCACCGCACCUGGGUCACACCUAAUAAUAAUAAUAUGCCAUUUAGCAGACGCUUUUAUCCAAAGCGACUUACAUCAUGCGUGCAUACAUAAUUUCAGUGCUGAGUUAUGUGACUUAAUGUGUAGCAGCUAAUUGUAUAGCUAAUAGGCUAUGUAGAUCGACUGAGGUGAGUGAAGCUACAGCAACCAAUGUGAUAAUAGCUGGGGUAAUCUUUGCUUGUUUUUGCUGUUCUGCAAAUUGCAUUUUAGAGUUUUUGUUGUUGUUGUGAGGAUCACCACCCCCCCCCCCCCCCCCCCCCCCCCCCCCCCCCCCGGCUACAGCAUGGUAUUAUUAACUGUAUCUAUGCAACCAAUCCAUGGAGUAUUAGAUAGCUCAUGAAACAAUAUUGACAUGGCAAGGUUGCAGUUUCAUUAUGUGUGGUCUGGCUAGCCUCGGCAGACAAUGAGCUUUGUUUUUGUUCAUCUCAUUAUGUCCUCACUAUGUGCUCAUUUUAGUCCUGGCUGCUCGUGCGGCUGGUGAGAGGAGAUGAGUGUUGGACAGUGAUGAGCGGGAGUGUUAUGAAUGCUGGGAGAAUGAUUACCACAACAAAGAGCCUGAUGGAGAGAGAGCCAGUGGGCAGGUCCUCUAGACCUCAACUCAACACACAAACCGUUCACGCUCGCUAGGGCAUUUUUAGCACAGGAUCAUCAGUGGUCCCUAACUGUAUAUCUGUUCCCAUAAGGGUUUGGGCAGCCAGAAAUAUAUUGCAGAUCAUUGUGAUCUGUAUUUAAUAGGACAGCUAUACUCUAGCUUGUGUUGUUUGCUUGCAUCUGUUUGUCUGUCCCUGGAUGACAGGGGGAGUAAGGAGAAUGUGAAUAACAUUACCCAAUUGUGACUAUUUCUGUCUGAUGGCAUAUGCAUGACAGGUGCAUUUUCACUUUCUCAUUUGACACUUUAUAUAUCUCUCCACUCUCUAAUCUAAAAACAAUCAUCUUUCUCACCCCAGCUGUGGAAAAUCUCAACUGUUAUAAAGUAAUGUAAGAAGCCUUUUCACACACUGAAACAGAAGAAUGGAGAAGGACAGUCUUCCUCUUCUCGACCUUCUUUCUCUCAUGCUGACUGCUGCAUCUCCCUCCCUCCCUCACUCCUUCCCAUCCUCCCCCCUUCCCAUCCUCCCUCCCUCCCUCCGUCCUUCCCUCCGUCCCUCCCUCCGUCCCUACUUUCCUCCCUGCCUCCCUCCCUCCUCCAGUCCCUGUCAGACGUUUUGUUGCCUUUAUUUCCUCCUGUCCCUCCCAUCCUGUCGUUCAGCCACUGUGAUCCCCAGUGUUAG